AUGAUUGAUUCAUUUAAUGAUCAAGAACAAUUGAAACUACUGGAAUUUCAUUCUUACUUCGAUCCAGCUGGAUUUUCAACAUUAACUGAUCAAGAGAAACGUAUAAUUGAACAAAGUAUUAAAGCGGUGGUGGCGGAUAGUAGUUUUCAAUCGAGACAACUGCUAGCAGCUGCAUCACAAAUUAACUCAACCACAACCAACGCAUUUAACAAAUCAAAAUCACUUGAAAGAUCAACGAAGAGUGCAACGGAUAUGUUUAAUGAAUCUAUUGGCGAAGAUAGUUAUGCGGAAAGUGUAGGUGAUGAAAAUAAAAAAGCAACAAUUAUUAAUGAUAUGCAAAAUUAUCGAAGAUAUGCAACACAAUUUAUUUGA
This is a messenger RNA of Didymodactylos carnosus, 372 nucleotides long. The record is from the annotation of a GenBank genome assembly. NCBI's taxonomy places the organism in Eukaryota, Metazoa, Rotifera, Eurotatoria, Philodinida, Philodinidae.